AUGAAGUUCAUAAUUGAGACGGCUGAUGGAAGGAGGCGGAGGAAGUACAAGCAGACAACAAAGAGGGAAGGACAUGUGCGAAGACAGGUUGAGAACCCGGAAUCUAUUGCAGAUCACAUGUAUCGGAUGGGGUUAAUGGCUUUAAUCUGUGCUGACAUUCCUGAGAUUAAUCGAGACAAAUGCAUAAAAAUGGCUAUUGUUCAUGAUAUUACAGAAGCAAAGGAGAUAGCUGAUUUAUGGAUGAAAUAUGAAGAGAAUUCUACUCCAGAAGCUAAGAUUGUGAAAGAUUUUGACAAGGUAGAGAUGAUACUUCAAGCUUUGGAAUAUGAAAAUGAGAAGGAGCUUAGGUCUGAUCCUGCAUAUUUAUCUUACUAUUACUCAAAUGUCAAUCUGAACCCAAGGCGGCUGCCGCUGCCUCUGUUGUCCAAGGAGGAUUGGUAG
Molecule: messenger RNA, 441 nt
Organism: Fraxinus pennsylvanica
Lineage: Eukaryota; Viridiplantae; Streptophyta; Magnoliopsida; Lamiales; Oleaceae
Source: the annotation of a GenBank genome assembly